Molecule: messenger RNA, 2626 nt
Organism: Rhagoletis pomonella (apple maggot)
Lineage: Eukaryota; Metazoa; Arthropoda; Insecta; Diptera; Tephritidae
Gene: drm
Product: protein drumstick
Exons: 3
Coding region: 568-813 (81 amino acids)
Biological process (GO): regulation of transcription by RNA polymerase II; embryonic hindgut morphogenesis; embryonic pattern specification
Cellular component (GO): nucleus
Molecular function (GO): RNA polymerase II transcription regulatory region sequence-specific DNA binding; DNA-binding transcription factor activity, RNA polymerase II-specific
Source: RefSeq, a predicted model, not a curated record
UUUUAACGUGCGUUCUGUCAAACCAACGCCAACGCCAAAGCCAACGCGAAAGUUCUAUGUGGACCGGCCUUAAUUGUCGUGCGCGCUACGCCACCAUCGCAGUAGUAAAUAAGUGAGCGCAGUGAUAACUAAUACGCUCGUAAUUUUGACGACGCGCACUCAAAAAGCAGUACGCCGCGCGCGCUUGUUAGUUAGUUGAUGUUUACGCUGUAGAGCCGCGCAACACACGCCGUACGUCGCAAAUUUUCAGUAAGUUCUCCUUCUUAAAAAUUUUAGCGCUCCAGCGAGUACAACCUCAAAUUGGCUGCGCUUGCCGCCAAAUGAGCAUAUGAUAAUUGCAGUAGCCGGCGAAAAAAAAACGUACUUACAAAUUCCAUUUGGGAGCGCGAGCGUAAGGUCCUCCUAAUCAGUAAUUAGCUGCGGAGUGCACAAAUACCUAAGUGUAGCGCACUUAUACUAUACAAUUAUUAUUUUUGAAUAUUUAUUGACGCGCUGCGCUGUCACCUCACCAAUACACUAACAACCAGCAGCAGCACCGACAGAGGCAAAGCCCUAAGCAACGACAAAAUGUUCGCCGUAAUGAGAAUCGACAACGAUGACUGCCGGUCGGAUUUCCGUCGCAAGAUGCGCCCAAAGUGUGAGUUUAUUUGCAAAUAUUGCCAGCGGCGUUUUACAAAGCCCUACAAUCUGAUGAUACACGAACGCACCCACAAAUCGCCCGAGAUAACGUAUUCCUGCGAGGUUUGCGGCAAAUAUUUCAAGCAACGCGACAACCUGCGUCAACACAGAUGUAGUCAAUGUGUAUGGCGAUAAACGGCAAAACGCCAGCUCAAUUUUAAGCACUUCUCCUCUCAUGCACUUAAAUUAAUGAAAAAUAAAUAAAAGAGAAAAAAACAAAACAAAUAUUACAUGAACGAAGACAAUGAAAUGAAAGCAUAAAUGUUGCACGCACGCAUGCACGCACGCACCUACGUACUCUUACCGCUACAGUAAUUUUCCUAUACAUAUAAAUAAUUACAUAUCUACUACAUGCACUUUGCACAAAUCCAUACCUACAUAAGGCAACAGCAAACAAUUACCGCAAAAUUGUACUUACAUAUAUAAAUUGAAAAUCUGUAAUAAAACGCUGCGCUACUCGCGCGAAUGGCAUGGCAUUGAACGAACUGCAUUUAGCGAUCUUCCUGCAUUGGCGCUCACUGUGUGGUCAAUGGUGGUGAAAGGGGUUUUGAAUUUGCUUAAAAAAAAAAAAAACAAAUGGUUAAAAGAAAUUAUUUGGUGUUUGGGUUUAUUGACAGCAGCUCAAAUAUGGAAGGAUGUUUUUACUUGUACAGCCAAUUCAAAAGGAGGCAGCCUGUAAAUAUUUGUAUGGCAAGCAGCGCUUAUAACUUUACCGCAAUUUCUUGGGUGAGUGGUGAGUGGGAAGGAUCAAUUGGUGUAUGUAUAAGCGCACAAAUAUUUCCAAACAUUUUGCACUCUUUGAUAAUUGCACACACAUAUACAUACAUGCAUACACAUAUGGCACCUCAUUCGCAAUUUCGCAACUGUAUAUACUCGUUAACAUAAAAAAAAAACGCGACAAUAUCACACAUCACUCACUAUUUUGCAUUUGCAUUCCAUCUCCUUCAUUGUGUACACAGAUUGUUGUAUACAAGACGCAAGGUUGCCUAGAAUGCGCUAGAAAUUUAAUUUCGUGCACAAAUCUAUGUACUUGAAAAUUCGCACCAAUCACAAUUUCAUGAGCAGAAAAUUAAAUUGAAAUUAUUAAAUUGUAAAAUAUUUGGUUUUUGUUUAUUUUGCGUUUUCCUAGAAAUAUGCAUCAGGAUACCUGUGGACGCAUGUACUAAAAUAAUGCAAAAAUAAAGACAUUGACUAAGCUGAAAAGAAAAAUGAAGCAGCAAGUAUUUAUAAAAAAUUUAAAAGUAAACAAAAAAACUGCAACUUAAUUAAAAAAAAAGCUAUCCCAACGCCUUUGUCCCCUAUCAAACACGUUAAGUUUUCGUAGGCGAUGGCGGCGAGUAGAGACAGAGAAAGAGUACAGAUACCGCCAAACCGUCAAGUGGUUUAAGUUUUGGUUGCCUUGCCUCUGGAAUUUUCAUUGAGAAAUUCAGUAAAGAAGCGUAAACUUGAAUUCAAUAAAAGUUGACGCUUGUGAAAGCAAAUAGCAACACACAAAACAGUAAGAGAAAAAAUUGCUUUCAUGGAAUUGAUUCGUGAAAAAGCCGACUAAGAAACGCUUCAAACUCAAUGCCCAACUGGUAAACAGCAGCUGCGUAAACUGCAAAAAUAUAGAAGAGCUUAAAAAUGAUUCACAACCGCAAAACUUUCACUGAAAAAUCUCUUGACACCUGCAACCCAAAAAGGGAUUUUAAAGCAAAAAAAAAAAUCGUAUCAAAAUGAAGUUUAUAAAACCCUUUUCUUACCCAAUUGCGAUGCCAACACAGACCAGUUAAGCAUAUGCUUGGUGCACCGCCGAGAAAAAAAAGUGCAAUUAAGCUUUUGACUUUUUGUGCUUUUUUCAAAAUUAAGCCACGCACCAUAGCCGUAAGCAAAAUAAAAAGCGCGAUCAUGGAAGUAAAAGAAGCAGCAGAGCCAGCAAAUCGAUGUAGUUCAGCUCGAGAAAGGAGAA